Molecule: messenger RNA, 1611 nt
Organism: Rhopalosiphum maidis (corn leaf aphid)
Lineage: Eukaryota; Metazoa; Arthropoda; Insecta; Hemiptera; Aphididae
Product: DNA polymerase delta subunit 3-like
Exons: 7
Coding region: 187-1497 (436 amino acids)
Biological process (GO): DNA synthesis involved in UV-damage excision repair; DNA strand elongation involved in DNA replication; DNA replication
Cellular component (GO): delta DNA polymerase complex; nucleus
Molecular function (GO): DNA-directed DNA polymerase activity
Source: RefSeq, a predicted model, not a curated record
UUCUAUGUUUUUAGUUUUCAUUUUAUCGGAAUUUUUGUGUUUGGUCUUAAAUGUAUAACGCAAACUACUUUCAUUUGGUAUUUAAAAUAUAUCAUUGAAGUUUUUUAAAUUAAGUUACACUUAUGUAAAGCUUAUUUAAGCUACUUUAACUAAAUUUUUAUUCAAGUUUUUUUUAUUUAUACUAUAAUGGAAACUAAAAUUAUUGUUGAACAACUUGAAGAUAAACAACAAAUAGUUACAUAUAAAUAUUUAAUUGAAAAAUUAAACAUCCAUCCAAAUAAAGCAAAACAAUUGUUAAAAGAUUAUGUUUCUAAACUCACUGAUGAUCAAAAAUACUCUAUCACAGUUGUUAUCGGGGGUACACUCAAGGAAAAUGAUGAAUUUUGUAUUGUAUUGGCGUAUGAUGAUCAUGUUGAAACUAUGCGCCGGCGUUUUAAGCAAAUUGAUUUUGAACACAUUUAUAGUAUUCAACCUAUUAGCAGAUUUGACGAUAUAAAUAAUGCUUUAUAUCUAGUUAAUAAUUCAUUAAAUAAUUAUACUAACUUGCUUUCAAGUAUCAAAACAAAAGAAAAAAGAAAUGAUUUAAUGUCUGAACAAAAAGAUGCAAUUGAAAUGGAGAUUAAUUUACCGUUAACUAAACAAACAAACCUGUCACCUAAUAAAAUUCAAAAUCAUAAAAGUGAAACAAUUGCCCGUACAGAAUUAGAUAAACCACAGAAAAAGAAAAAUGGAUUGGAUUUCUUUAAAAAUAAUAGUACCAAUAAUACAAAACAGGAAGAAAUUGAAAAAAAAGUUAUUCCAAACAAGGCCAAUUCAGAUUUCUUUACAAAAUUCAAAAAUUCCAAUAAAAAUCCAUGUAUAACAAAUGGUUCUACUGAUUCUAAAAACAAGGUUACAGCAGAAAAAAUUACAAAAGUAGAUACUAAAAUAAUAGAUUUAGAGCCACCAAAAAAUGUACAAGAUAAUUCAACAAGUGUAUGUAAGGAAAAGAAUUUAAAAAAAGAAAAAAAGAAAAAAGAAAAUGUAAAUAAAAGUAAAAGUAAUCAAAAAGUUAAAAGAAAACGUAUUCAAACUUUUGAUAGUUCAGAUGAAGAAAUAGAUAGUGAAGAAGAAGAUAUGAAAAGAUCUGAACAUGUUAUGGAUGGUGAGGAUGAUGUUGAUUUUGUACAGCCUACUCCACCUCGCCCAACACCAAGAGAGAAUCGAAAAAAAGAAAAACAAAUAACCACAUCCACAUUUAUAGAUGAUGAUGGUUUUGUCCAUACUACUAAAGAAGUUAAAAUUGUGGAAACAGAAUGUGAAUCACUUUCAGAGUCCACUGAAAACGACAACAUUCCUGAACCUAAAGAAUUAAAUAUUGAACCAGUUGUUAAAAAAAUUAAAAUCUGUGAAUCAGAUUCUGCUGAUAAGAAAAAGAACAAAAAUAAAAAAUCUAAAAACAGUUCUAACCAAGGCAUGAAACAAUCUUCAUUAACUAGUUUUUUUAAAACAAAAUAAAUAAUGUAUUACUACAAUAUUUUAAUAAAUACACAAAUAUUAACAUAUAAAUUAAAUAAUUUUUAUGUACCACCAGUAUAAUAAAUUAUAAUAUAUAAAUAAAUACAAAGAAAU